Prionailurus viverrinus (fishing cat) is the source of this 1271-nucleotide messenger RNA. RefSeq names its product H1.5 linker histone, cluster member (gene H1-5). Bases 85 to 765 code for a protein of 226 amino acids. Gene Ontology annotation, biological process: nucleosome assembly. Gene Ontology annotation, molecular function: DNA binding; structural constituent of chromatin. Lineage: Eukaryota; Metazoa; Chordata; Mammalia; Carnivora; Felidae. The record is from RefSeq and is a predicted model, not a curated record. Gene Ontology annotation, cellular component: nucleosome. The transcript has a single exon.
CGCCUGGCCGGAGUCGGGCGGCAUUGCACGACUUGCCCUUUGGAUUUUGAGUCUCUCUCCCUCUCGCAGUUCCUGCCUCUGGCCAUGUCGGAAACCGCGCCUGCCGAGACGGCUGCCCCGGCGCCGGUGGAGAAGUCACCUGCCAAGAAGAAGGCGACCAAGAAAGCUGCGGGCGGUGGCGCGGCUAAACGCAAGGCCACCGGCCCCCCGGUGUCAGAGCUGAUCACCAAGGCGGUCGCCGCCUCCAAGGAGCGCAACGGCCUCUCCCUGGCCGCGCUCAAGAAGGCGCUGGCGGCCGCCGGCUACGACGUGGAGAAGAACAACAGCCGCAUCAAGCUGGGCCUCAAGAGCCUGGUGAGCAAGGGCACCCUGGUGCAGACCAAGGGCACCGGCGCCUCGGGCUCGUUCAAGCUCAACAAGAAGGCGGCCUCCGGGGAGGCCAAGCCUAAAGCCAAGAAGGCGGGCGCGGCGAAGGCCAAGAAGCCCUCCGGGGCCACCCCCAAGAAGCCAAAGAAGGCUGCGGGAGCCAAGAAGGCGGUGAAGAAAACUCCGAAGAAGGCGAAGAAGCCCGCGGCUGCCGGGGUCAAGAAGGUGGCCAAGAGCCCCAAGAAGGCCAAGGCCGCCGCCAAGCCCAAGAAGGCGGCGAAGAGCCCAGCCAAGCCCAAGGCUGUGAAGCCGAAGGCGGCCAAGCCCAAAGCCGCCAAGCCCAAGGCAGCGAAGCCCAAGGCUGCCAAAGCGAAGAAAGCGGCCCCGAAAAAGAAGUAGGAAGUUGGCCUUUGAGAAGGCAGCAAAACCCCAAAGGCUCUUUUCAGAGCCACCCAGAGAUUUCUGAAAAACAGCUGUACGCUCAGGUUGAACCCGUUAAGUUAAACCCUGCAUCUGCUCCCCUUUUCAGUUUUUCUCUCGAUUUCACUUGCAAAGAACGAGUUGGGGACUGAAUUUUAUUCAGCCCUUGUAUGUGGAUUACUUACGACUUUAUGGAUCGCCCGUAGGGGGCUGUACUGCAGCAAAGUAGUUUUUGCCUUUUUAAAAAGCCCGCGCAACAUCCCUAAUUGGUUCUUUUCCUGGGUAUCUUUGCAGGCAGGAGGAUCUUGAUUGGUACACGUAUUGAGAGCGCAGACGGGCUGGGCUUUAAAGUUACGUGGCACAUUAGGUUAGACCCUUAACUACUGUCCCAGCUCUUUCCCAGAAAUAGUGAGUGGCUCUGAAAAGAGCCUUUGGUUCGCAAGUUGCUAGGGAGACCUUAUUUGCCCUUGGCCUUGUGGUGGCUC